AUGCCCGCAAAUCUUCCUCCAUGCUUCAACCCUACCGCUCAGGAUGUCGAAAUGCUUCUCGCAGCACAAUGCCAUCUUGGAUCAAAGAACUUGCAGGUUCACAUGGACCCAUAUCUGUGGAAGACUCGGCCUGAUGGCAUUAACGUAAUCAAUAUUGGAAAGACCUGGGAGAAAAUCGUCCUCGCAGCCCGCAUUAUUGCCGCAGUCGACAAUCCAGCCGACAUCUGUGUCAUCUCCGCCCGUCCCUAUGGCCAGCGUGCUGUCCUCAAAUUUGCCGCACACACCGGAGCCGUCGCCAUCGCAGGCCGUUUCACGCCCGGAAACUUCACCAACUACAUCACGCGCUCCUUCAAGGAACCACGACUGAUCAUUGUCACCGACCCACGAACCGACGCCCAAGCCAUCAAAGAAGCAUCCUACGUCAACAUCCCCGUCAUCGCCCUUUGUGACACAGAUUCCCCCACCGAAUUCGUCGAUGUAGCCAUCCCAACAAACAACAAAGGUCGCCACGCUAUCGGCCUGAUCUGGUGGAUGCUGGCUCGUGAAGUCCUCCGUCUGCGCGGUACUCUCGCUUCGCGAGAUGUGGAGUGGGACGUUGUUGUCGAUUUGUAUUUCUACCGCGACCCUGAGGCCGAGGAGAACAAGGAGACGGGUGAGGAGGCCAAGGUUCCUGGCGCGGAUGAGGUUGGAGAGACAGCGAUCGCCACGGGCUAUGCCGGCAAUGCGGACUGGGAGGUCAGUGGGACGACGGCACAGCCAUCUGCUGCGUUUGGGGAUGGAGCGGCAGCGGCUCAGCCAGCUACGAAUUGGGAUACCAAUGAGCAGACUGGUACGGAUUGGGCUACUGGUGGUGGAGCCGUGCAGGCGGCGCCUGAUUCUGGGUGGUAG
Endocarpon pusillum Z07020 is the source of this 888-nucleotide messenger RNA. Its product is annotated as 40S ribosomal protein S0. NCBI's taxonomy places the organism in Eukaryota, Fungi, Ascomycota, Eurotiomycetes, Verrucariales, Verrucariaceae. The coding region runs from base 1 to 888 and encodes 295 amino acids. The record is from RefSeq and is a predicted model, not a curated record. Gene Ontology annotation, cellular component: ribosome; cytosolic small ribosomal subunit; 90S preribosome. The transcript is spliced from 2 exons. Gene Ontology annotation, biological process: cytoplasmic translation; ribosomal small subunit assembly. Gene Ontology annotation, molecular function: structural constituent of ribosome.